CCGGAGAUAUUUUUGCAAAUCAACCCCGCAGCUCUACUGUUUUCCGCUUCCAUCUUCUUCCUUUCUUCCCAACACCAACCGCAUCAUCAUCCAUCACCCAUACGCGCGGCGGAGAGAUCGUUCCAUCGAUCGAUCGAUCAGCUCGCGGCUGGAUCGAGGCGAAGACGCAUCAGAUAUUGAUCAGAUGGAGGUGGAGGAGAUGAAGCCGGCCGGCGCCGGUGGGACGACGGUGGGCGACGGCUUCUUCACGGAGGCCGAUCUGGCGGCGGCGGACCAGCUCGUGCAGCUCAGCGUCAGCGGCGGCGGGUGCGAGGACGAUGGCUACGACUCCUCCUCGUCCACCACGCUGCAGUCGGUGAACAACGCCGAGGCGUCGGCGGCGAUGGACGACGACGACGACAUGGGGCUGGAUAGGAGGGUCAGGAAGAGGUACCGCCACCUGUCGGAGCUCUACGCCGCCACGCUGCCGGUGAAGGAGAACCACGGCGGCGGCAAGCGGAAGAAGAGAGAGGAGGACAUGGGGAAGAAGAAGCAGCCGCAGCCGCAGCCGCAGCCGCAGCCGCGCUAGAGGAAUCGGGAACGCACGGAUGGAUGGACGGACCUAUCUGUAAAUAUUUUCUUCUCGUAGGGUGUUUGCUUUCACUUUUUUUGGUUAAUUUAGUUUUCUCCUUUUGCCACCUGCGCGUGGAAUGGACCGAGAAAAAGAAGAAUUUGUACAAAGUUUGAGUUUUGGUUUUCAAACAAUCGAUGACACGCAGCGAUCGGUCGGCUUGCAAGAGGUUUUUUGUACACGCUGCCUGUGAAAUGUAUCGAAUUUUUGUUUAUUUUUUCGAAUUGAAUGCUUUGGUUGCUUGCUUC
Messenger RNA from Oryza sativa Japonica Group (Japanese rice), 858 nucleotides. RefSeq lists its product as uncharacterized. NCBI's taxonomy places the organism in Eukaryota, Viridiplantae, Streptophyta, Magnoliopsida, Poales, Poaceae. The record is from RefSeq and is a predicted model, not a curated record.